GAUACUCGUGAGCUGCGCUCGUGGCUUCGCGGGAGGUAACCGAUCAAUACUCUUCCAAAACUAACGAAAGAAGUGCAACUCUGGCUUUAAACGGACAAAUAUCUGUUUGCGAUGAGCUACAGUGGCACAGGAAGCCCUCUCGGUCUCGUUUUGGUGGCAGUAUUGCUCACAUUGGGAACGCCGACGACUUUCCGUGAGGAGAGAGAGGAUGCAGACAGAGAAGAGUGUUCGGAGAACAACAUAGCAACGACGAAAUAUCCGUGCGUAAAGACCACAGGAGAGCUGACCACAUGCUACAGAAAAAAGUGCUGUGAGGGUUUUAAGUUUGUGCUGGGACAGUGUAUACCAGAAGACUAUGACGUGUGCACCGGGGCUCCUUGCGAACAACAGUGUACCGAUCAUUUCGGCCGCGUGGUGUGCACCUGUUAUCCUGGUUACCGCUAUGAUAGGGAACGUCACAGAAACCGUGAGAAACCCUACUGCUUGGACAUUGAUGAAUGUGCCAACAAUUACGAGACCGUGUGCUCGCAGAUCUGUGUGAACACACCCGGCAGCUAUCGCUGUGAAUGUCAGCGAGGCUUUUACCUAGAGAAUGAUGGGAAAUCAUGCACCAGGGGCGAGAGAGCUACGUUGUUUGAAAAGUCAGACAAUGUCAUGAAGGAGGGAACUUGUUCGGCCACAUGUGAGGACUUUCAUCAGAUGAAGAUAACCGUUCUCCAGCUCAAACAGAAGAUAGCCAUGUUGCCAAACAAUGCUGACGUCAGUAAGCAGUUGACAAAUGAAAAGAAGCUGACAACACAUCCGUUCUUACCUGGACCUCCAGGUCCACCUGGGCCUGCCGGAAGCCCAGGACCCAAAGGUUCCCCUGGCCCCCCAGGACAGAUGGGUCCAGCAGGUCUGACCGGUCCCCGGGGUGACAUGGGGCCCAUGGGGCCAUCACCAGACCUCUCUCACAUUAAGCAGGGCCGGCGUGGUCCAAUGGGUCCACCAGGGGCUCCAGGAAAAGAUGGCGUAAAGGGGGAGAGAGGGCUUCCUGGGGAACCCGGACCACCAGGUCCGCCUGGAUCGUUUGACUUCUUGUUGCUGAUGCUGGCUGACAUCCGUAAUGACAUCGCAGAGUUACAGCAUAAAGUUUAUGGAAGAUCAAUGCACUCAUCGGGAGAGGAUUUCCCUCCUGAUACGUGGAGGGAAAACCAGGAUAGCCUGGACUUCGGAUCUGGAGAGGACUACAAACCCCAGAGUCAUCCUAAGAGCACCAGGAAGAGAAAAUUGCCCCGGACCUUAAAUAAUCCUGAUUGGCAGGUUUAAGAAUGCCAAUAUUGAAAUAAGGACUUAUUAAUGAGCGAUUGAAUAGUGUAAAUAUCAAAGAAUGAUUGCUAUUUAACGGUAUAAUCUCUGAAAAAGAAUGUAUUUCAUUGUAUGAAAUCUCUAUUUUUAUAACAUAAAGGUUGUACAUUUUUAUAA
Messenger RNA from Paramisgurnus dabryanus, 1464 nucleotides. RefSeq names its product collagen and calcium binding EGF domains 1 (gene ccbe1). Gene Ontology annotation, molecular function: calcium ion binding. The record is from RefSeq and is a predicted model, not a curated record. Lineage: Eukaryota; Metazoa; Chordata; Actinopteri; Cypriniformes; Cobitidae.